CCAGGAGAUGAGGCCACCAUUAAUGCUUGUUUGAUGCACAGCGUUGAUAAUCUUAGCAUUCACAGUUCUCUCAUGAAUGGUACGCGCCUAGGUAACAGCCGUCGUCUUCCGGAUUUGCCAACCGGUUACACUGUAUAUGAUGGAGCUGUUCAUCAGUCUACUGGUAGGCAAAGGAGGACGCGAAAAGCAGGUCGUUCACAGAGUGUUGGUCGAACAUCUCGCCCAUUCGAUUCUAAAAUGACCAACUGCUAUACGGAUAACUGCCACAUCCCUUCACUUCAUCGGUCACAUUUACCAUCUGUUCGAGCCGAGUUAAUUGCUCUUGAUCAUGGGGGGUUGCGAAUUGUCCUGAUUGAAAAGCUUCAGCCUGGUCCAUUCGGUUUUUACAUCGCUACUGGAAUUUUUAAUCAAAAACGUGGAAUCUUCAUCUCUCGAGUAUCAUUACCAUCGUUGGCGCCGGUACUAUCGGUGGGUGAUGAGAUUAUUUAUGUGGAAGACGAGUUGGUGAAAGGCGAGGAUCUGGAAUAUGUUCAGGCAUUGAUUGCCGGCAAAAGUAGCGUGAAGAUUGUACUUCUACCAACGGUUGGGCCAAAUGCUUGUUGA
Acanthocheilonema viteae is the source of this 603-nucleotide messenger RNA. The record is from the annotation of a GenBank genome assembly. NCBI's taxonomy places the organism in Eukaryota, Metazoa, Nematoda, Chromadorea, Rhabditida, Onchocercidae.